Molecule: messenger RNA, 4540 nt
Organism: Cygnus atratus (black swan)
Lineage: Eukaryota; Metazoa; Chordata; Aves; Anseriformes; Anatidae
Gene: SUN2
Product: Sad1 and UNC84 domain containing 2
Exons: 17
Coding region: 127-2331 (734 amino acids)
Biological process (GO): nuclear envelope organization
Cellular component (GO): nuclear envelope; meiotic nuclear membrane microtubule tethering complex
Molecular function (GO): protein-membrane adaptor activity
Source: RefSeq, a predicted model, not a curated record
GGGGGCAGCGGCUGCAAAACAAAAGGGAGCGGCGAGGAGCUGGCAGCAGGGCCGGGGGGGGGUCCGCUUGGCUGCUGCUGCUUCUGGGCUGCGCCCCUGGCACCCGGUGAGCCGCGUCCCCCCGCCAUGUCGCGCCGCAGCCAGCGCCUCGUCACCUCGCGCUACUACCCCGGGGACGAGGAUGCCGCCAGCAGCAGCAGCUCCCUGCUGGGGGGCCACCAGACGCCCUUCAAGGAGAGCACCGGCAGCAGGACGGUCCGCAGGAAAUCGAGCAGCACGAAGCGGCUGUCCCCCGCCCCGAGCACCCAGACCUCCUACUACAGCGAGUCCAUGAUGAGCGAGUCCUACCUGGGGGGCAGCCGGGGGCUGUCUGCCCUGGGCACCUCCGGGCUGGACGAUCCCCUGGACAGAAGCAUUUACUGGGGUGGGGAGUUCUCCACAAGGAGGAGAAGAGGCACAGGGGACACGGAGUCCAGUAAGAUCAACGGGCUGCUGGAGAGCAAGACAUACGACACCUACGCCUCCUCGUCUGGGUACUCCUCGGAGGACGAUUACGCUGGUCACUUCUACUCUGGCCAGAGCAGCUCCGGCUCGGGGCUGAGGUCCGCGGCCUCCAGGGUCGGCUCCUUCCUCUGGCAGGUCCUCACCUCGCCGGUCCGGUUCGUGGGGUGGCUUUUCUCCUGCGUGGGCGCCGCCUGGCACCGCCUGGCUGGCCGGGCUCCCCAGCUGGCACGUGUCCCCUUGUCGAGGCGCUACCCGCGGCUGAAGAAGUCCCUGCUGCUGCUGCUGCUGCUGCUCGUGCUCCUCGCUGCCGCCGCCUAUGGAGCUUGGUACUUCUACCCGUACGGCCUGUCAACGCACAGCCUCCCCGUGUUCCCGUGGUGGGGGGCUGGACGGCUUUCCUCCUCCUCAUCCUCCUCCGACGUGCCUGGGGAACGAGACGUGACCGCCCUGGACCAGGGGCUGCGGGGGGAGCAGCGGCUCCUGGCUCGCUUCCAGGCCCUGGAGAAGCGUUUUGAGGCGCUGGAGGCCGAGGUGUCGCGGUGGGAGCUGCGACGAGGAGCGGCGGCAGCAAUGGGGAGCGAGCCACCCCCGGGGGACAUCCUGGGGCUGCUGGAGGGGCUGCUGAGCCGCCGCGAGGCGGGGAUGAAGGAGCAGCUCCGAGGUGACAUGGCCGGACACCUUCAGGGGGAGCUGGACGCCCUGCGAGCCCAGGUGCAGAGGGAUAUGGACGGGCGCCUGGAGAAGAUGGCGCGCGCCUCACAGGAGAUGGAGGCCCGCUUGCUCGAGCUGAAUUCGGGGUGGCAGAGCUCGGUGCGGGAGGACCUGCGAGGUGGCUUCCAGCAGGCCAUGGGCGAGCUGGAGCAGGAGGUGGCGGGGCUGCGCAGGGAGCUGGCAGGGCUCAAGUCAGACCAGGAGGCGAUGGGCAAGCACGUGGAGGGGCUGCUGGAGCAGCUCAAGGCGCUGCGGGCUGACGUGGAGGCCCAGAUGCCGACGUGGAUCGGCCGGUUCCUGUCGCAGCCCCACCAGGACGGCGCGGCCGCCCUCGUCCUCCAGCGGGAGGACUUGCACGCAGAGCUCCAGGCCCUGGAGCGCAAGAUCCUGGCCAAAGUGCAGGAGGAGCGCAGGCUGUCGGCGCGGGAGGCCUCGGCCGGCAUCGGCGUGGCCCUGCAGCCAGGGGGUGCCGGGGGGGUGACGGAGGAGCAAGUGCACCUCAUCGUAGACCAGGCACUGAAGCGCUACAGCGAGGACCGCGUGGGGAUGGUCGACUAUGCCUUGGAGUCAGCGGGGGCCAGCGUCAUCAACACGCGCUGUUCCGAAACCUACGAGACAAGGACGGCGCUGCUGAGCUUGUUCGGGAUCCCCCUGUGGUACCACUCGCAGUCCCCGCGCGUCAUCCUGCAGCCAGACGUCAACCCUGGGAACUGCUGGGCGUUUCGCGGCUCCCAGGGCUUCGCCGUCAUCCGCCUCUCCAGCCUCAUCCGCCCCACGGCCGUCACGCUGGAGCACGUCCCCAGAGCCCUCUCGCCCCAGGGGACCAUCCCCAGCGCCCCCAAGGACUUCACCGUCUACGUGAGUAGAGCCCAGGGGGGAGGCUGGGGAGGAUGCCGCGGUGGAGGACGCUGUGGUGGAGGACGGGAGGCUGGGGAGCCUCAUGCCUCCGUCUCCUUCUCCCACCCUGGCCACGCUGCCCACCCCCAGCUCUCCCUUUCUGCCUCCCUGCUCCCCGUAGGGCUUGAAAGAGGAGCGAGAGGAGGAGGGCCUUCUCCUGGGGCGCUUCACCUACGACCAGGAUGGCAAUCCCAUCCAAACGUUCCUCUUGGAGGGUGACGACGUGGGCGCCUUCCAGCUGGUGGAGCUGCGGGUGCUGAGCAACUGGGGCCACCCCGAGUACACUUGCAUCUACCGCUUCCGCGUGCACGGGGAGCCGGCGCACUGACCCCCCCGGCUGCCGGCGGGGGCUCGGACGGAGACGUGCCGGGGUGCCGGAGGAGUUUCCCCCCCCCCCCUCGCCUUGCCUGCGCUGCUGCUUGCGGAGGAGAGGACUUUUUGCCUGCAAAGGGGGUGAGGCGAGAGCACCCCACGCGGGGUCGCUUUCGGUGCAUUUCGGACACUUUUGACUUCUUGAAGCUCGUUUUUUCUGCCGGGGCCGGGCGGCUCCCCCCUUUCUGGUGGCACACGCACCCUUCCCGCGGCUGGGGGCAGUUCUGCGGCGGGCUUCGCACGGGCUGGGGAGCGAUGCAGUGCCUCCCCUCUGUGCUUCUCGAGCUCUUAAAGACCUCAAAACCUUCGAUACUGGGCUGGCGGAGGGGAAUCAUUAACAGUAUUAACAAAGUAUUAAUAUAAAAGUAGAGGCAGGGGGCAGCAGGAGGGGAGAAACGCAGCAGGUUGGGUUGCAAAGCCAGCCCUGUGCCGCCGGGUCUCGGCGAUGCUCCCGGUUGUUAACCUUGAGGAUGCUCUUUGAAAACUGCUUCCCCCAUGGGUUUGUUCCUUUUUUUUUUUUUAAAGGGGUUGGGGGGGCUAUUUUCUGGUUAGGGUGUUGGGGAUUUCUUUUUUUUUGUAAUAACAAAGGAAAAAGCUUUUUCCACGCAAUUCCUGCGUAAGCGGAGGCCGGUCUGUGACGUGGGGCCGCUCGGGCGAGCGGCUUCCACGCGCAGUGGGGCUAGGGCUUUGCUUAGCACGAGGACACGCACGCACGUGGCAUAAGCUAAAAGAAGCUGAGCAAGGCUGGACCGCUGGGACAGGGACCUCCACGGGGUGCCAGCAGCACUCCUGGCUCCGGAGGCCGUCCUCCGGUGCACGUGUGUAUAGGCAGCUAUUGCUGGGACCUGCUGCCCCGCAGUUUUCUCUGUCCCUAGCUGCUUUGUGGGAGACAGGGGACGCAAGGCAACCCCACCAGCCCGCAGCACGCCUGGUUUCUAACUCAGCUCAUGUUUCUGGGUAGUGUUUCUAACCUCAAUGUUUGUCUUGCAUUUAGUUUAAAAAAAAAAAAAAAAAAAAAAAAGCUGAAGGGCUCGUGUGUAGUGUUUCAGCCCUGUAGGAUGCUGGCGUCAUCCUCCCAGGCACUGGGGGGGGCACUGAGAGUCAGUUCUGGUCUUUCUGCUUGGAGAGCUGCAGGGCACGGGGUGUAGAGGAGGGCACGGGGCCGUGCUGGCCCCAGGGGAUGAGGGCGAUCCGGUUAAAAUCACCCCACGGAGAGCUGGGAGGCCCCCCCUGCCAGGGGAAAACAGCCCCGCGGCCAAAUCCUCUCCUAUAUCGAGCACGGAGCCUCAGCUUUUGGCAUCCGUGGCCUGAGUUAUUUUAAGCUCGUCUGCAGCUGCCUGCUCGCCUCGGAGUCACGGCUCCUGCGAGCGCCCUGCACACACAGCCACGCUGCUGGGAGUGCCCAGACCUGUCCCAGGCCUGGCAGAGAGGUUCCUGUGUUUAUUCUGGUGAGAAACAGAGAGGGGAAGGGAAAGCUCUUCCCUUCGCUUACGGUUAUCCAUCUGUUGGAGGAAACGCCACAGGCACUGGGCUGGAAAGCCUUUCCUUACGUCCCUUCUGGCUCCCGUGCCUGCAGCUUUUUCCCUUGGACCACGAGGGCACGCAGGGUGUUUGCCCGAGACGAUGCUUUGUAAAAGGGGCGUGCAGGUGGGAGGUGCAACGCUUUCCUGAGCUGCAAGGGGAAAAGAGGGCACGUAAAGGUGCUGCUCCAGCACAGUGCAUCUCCUGCCCAGGGUUUAUUUAACCCUCCUGCUGAUGCACCAGGUGAGGCAGGAGAAACAAGAAGCAGCUGGCAGAGCAGACUUCCCCUAUUUACUCCAUGUCCACUCCGUUUUUCCUCCUUUAUCCUCCCUCGUUCCGGGCUUGCCCUCCACCACUGUUACAAAUCAGCCCUGCAUAGCUGGCUGGUUACAGGCAGGAGAUGAAUCUGUACUUGAUGCUGUAGCCUGUUGCAAAUGCUGCACUGUUUUGUUCAUGUUAUUUUUUAAUCCAGAUUGUAAUUUAUGCCUAUGCAAAGAAAAAAAAAGACCGAGACAAAUAAAUUAUAUCAAAACUA